Molecule: messenger RNA, 650 nt
Organism: Hydractinia symbiolongicarpus
Lineage: Eukaryota; Metazoa; Cnidaria; Hydrozoa; Anthoathecata; Hydractiniidae
Product: ATP synthase subunit delta, mitochondrial-like
Exons: 4
Coding region: 25-582 (185 amino acids)
Biological process (GO): proton motive force-driven ATP synthesis
Molecular function (GO): proton-transporting ATP synthase activity, rotational mechanism
Source: RefSeq, a predicted model, not a curated record
UCGCAAAAGUUGAAAACGAGGUAAAUGGUAAAGAGGAGCUCCUGUAGCGGCGUUUCUCACUUGGUGGCGUUAAAAAUCAUGGCUCUGUCAUUCACCAGACGCGUGUUAACUGCAUCCAACAUUAGAGUUGCACAAUCAGUAUUGCACUGUAGAAACUAUGCAGAAGCCACUGGAUCAAGCAAUCUCGCAUUUACGUUUGGCACACCAACUAGGUCCUUCUUUAACAAUGAAGAUGUUAGCCAGGUAGAUGUGCCAUCAGGUUCAGGAAAUUUCUGUAUACUUCCUCAGCACGUGCCGAUUAUUGCUGUCUUGAAACCUGGAUUAUUAACAGUCGCAAAAGAUGGAAAUGUUGAGAAGUAUUUUGUCAGUAGUGGUACAAUCACCGUUCAUGCUGAUUCCAGUGCGCAAAUCCUUGCUGAAGAAGCUGCACCGUUAGCGGAGUUCGAUUUAGAUUCAGCGAGGCGAAAUGCUGAGCAAGCACGUACAUCGGUUGCUUCUAGUGCUGACGAAAUGGAGAAAUCAACAGCGCAAAUUCAAUUGGACGCAUACGAAGCUUUAGUACACGCCCUUGAAGGAAAAUAGGAUGCGAUCAAUUAGAGAUGUUACGAAUUGUGUAUAUUAUAGUUUGAAAUAUAAAAUUCAUUUCAAUA